Trichoplax adhaerens is the source of this 1346-nucleotide messenger RNA. RefSeq lists its product as hypothetical. Bases 1 to 1170 code for a protein of 389 amino acids. Gene Ontology annotation, cellular component: intracellular membrane-bounded organelle. The transcript is spliced from 11 exons. The record is from RefSeq and is a predicted model, not a curated record. Gene Ontology annotation, biological process: pyruvate decarboxylation to acetyl-CoA. Gene Ontology annotation, molecular function: pyruvate dehydrogenase (acetyl-transferring) activity. NCBI's taxonomy places the organism in Eukaryota, Metazoa, Placozoa, Uniplacotomia, Trichoplacea, Trichoplacidae.
AUGGCUAUUACUGGGCUAAUUCCCUACAUUCAGAGUUGCAUUAACGUUGGUUAUGGCAACAAAUUCUCGUCAACAGCUACUGAAGGCCAAGCUGAAUUUCAGUUAUUGCCAUACCAGGUCCACGCUUUAGAAAAUGAAUUACCAACAGCAGCAACUAUAACACGCAGUGAGGCACUCCAAUAUUACAAGCAGAUGCAAACAAUUCGGCGGCUGGAAGUGACAGCUGAUAACCUAUAUAAAUCAAAACAGAUUCGCGGAUUUUGUCAUCUGUAUAAUGGCCAGGAAGCUUGUGCUGUUGGAAUCGAAGCCGCAAUAACACCAGAAGAUAGCAUUAUUACUGCUUAUAGAGCGCAUGGUUGGACUUAUCUGCGUGGAGUAAGUGUGGAAGGGGUCUUGGCGGAAUUAAUUGGUCAUGAAAAUGGAUGUGCUCGAGGAAAAGGUGGAUCUAUGCACAUGUAUGGAAAAAAUUUCUAUGGCGGUAAUGGUAUUGUUGGAGCUCAGGUUCCCCUAGGAGCUGGUAUUGCAUUUGCUCAUAAGUACAACAAAGACAAUAAGGUCUGUAUUACCUUGUAUGGGGAUGGAGCAGCUAAUCAAGGCCAGGUAUUUGAGACUUUCAAUAUGGCCAAGUUAUGGAGUCUCCCAUGCAUUUUUGUAUGCGAAAAUAAUAAAUAUGGAAUGGGAACAUCAGUAGAACGUGCAUCUGCUUCCACCGAAUACUAUACAAGAGGAGAUUAUAUACCCGGAAUUAGGGCAAAUGGACAUGAUGUGAUUACUGUUAGAGAAGUGACAAAAUUUGCGGCUGAUUGGUGUCGUAAUGGAAAGGGACCGAUUAUUAUAGAAUUAGAAACUUACAGAUAUAAAGGUCACAGUGUUAGCGAUCCUGGUAUUAGUUACCGCACGAGAGAUGAAAUUGAUCAUGUUCGUAAAACGAGUGAUCCAAUUGCGAUGCUAAAGAAGAAGCUAUUAGAUAGUAGCCUUGCUACUGAAGAUGAAAUUAAGGGUAUCGAUAACGAAAUUAAAAAUUACGUCAGUGGUGAAUUAAAGAAGGCCCAAAACGGUAAAGAGUUACCCUUAGAAGAUCUUUAUAACGACGUGUAUGUUGGCGAUGAAAGUGAAGUCAAAGGAUGUGAACCGUUCGCUUAUAAUAAAUCAAAAAGUACAUUUAUGUAACCACUAUAGUAAAUUAGAAAAUGCUAUCAUUUUUCUAUGAUUAUAAAUAUAUUUGAAUCUUAUCCGCUUGGUAUAAUUUAAUAUAUAAUAAAGAAAGCGUAGUUUUUACCUCCAGUGACUGUAUUACUAGCGAUACAAUUUAGUUUGAUUUGCAGGUUUUGCUAUUUUUAAUUGUG